AUGGGGCAAUCCAAGCUGUCACCCGUCGGGAGAAAUGCUCGGAGCCUCCGGGGGCAGCGGCGCCAAGGCAAAGGCUCCGAGGUAAGCCCCGCCCACACCGCCGAACGGAGAAGGACGGUCCGCGGCGGGGAGGGAGCCGGGCCACAGGGCCGCCAAGUCUGCAGCCUCGGGCGGAGAAGGCCCCGCGGGCGGGCCGCAGUCCCCGCUCCUUGGGUGGGCCCAGAACCCGAGGCCGCGGGAAUGCCUGCGGGCUGUGGCUCCGACGGCCGGAAGAAGGACUUCCGAAAAGCCUGGAGAGGCGUGCGGGAGGGGCAGGACGUCUGCGCCGGCCCUCCGCCGCCCAGGGCUGUCUGCUCCGCCUGCCGGGACCCCGGAGCGUCGCUCCAAAGGGCUUCCCCGGAAAUGCUCUCCGCGGACAGUGAGGCCGUCCAAGCGCCUCGCGCUUUCCCGGCGGCCGCCCGACGGACGGUUAAAGUUGCUUUGCGUGCAUUUGGAGAAAGCAAAAGCCGGCCCCGGAGGGGCCCUCCCGGCCGGCUCUGGAGCAGCACGUGGAGGGCCCGAGGGGGCCGCCAGCUCCCCGCCGCCCCCCAGGCCUUUCCUUCAGCCCCCUCCAUUUUCCCUCUGGAAUCCGCAAGCCAGAAGCCCCUCGGAGCCGGUCCUAGGGACUCCCCGGGAGUCUCGGCCCCCCCGGGGGCUCCGGACUCACUUGUGCUGUACCAGCCCUGGGCCAAUCGCCGGCCGCUCGCUCCCAGGACGGACCUUUGUUUCCUCGGCCGCCACCCAGCCCAGGCACCGUGGGGGGAGAAGGGCCUACCGGGGCACCUGCACCCUUUCGCGGCCGGGAGAGACCCUGGCAGCGGGGCACGGCGAGGGCCUCCCGAGGGCCUCCCCUCCUCACUUCGGGACGGAGACCCCCAACUCUGCGACGUCUGCCUGGGGGAGCAUCGCCGGGAGGGCCCUCGAGGCCCCCUUCCCGAGGGGGCCGGCCCAGCGCUGGACGGCAAUCCCGAGGGCCCACCAGGCGGAGGACGGCUGAGCUGCAAGCCAGGGCUGGAGGGGGGUCCCGAGGGAGAGCCAGGAGGGAGAGGGCUGCUGCUGCCCCCGGCAGACAGCGCCCGGCGGGGGCCCUUCUUUCUGGGCACAGCGAGGCAGCCGUGGCCCCGAUCUCCGUGCUGGGGAUGGCAGUCCCAGGCGGCCCCGGCACCCCGGGGUGCCCCCGGGCCUUCCUCAACUUGUGCCCAGGGGCCGGCCUUGCUCUCUGCCCUUCUGGAGGCGCCUUUGCAGGGAGGCCCCCAGACCGCGCCUCCCUCCAGCACGGACGCCGACGCCGGGCUCACAGGAGCUGAGCAUCCACCACCCUCCACUCGGCCACUGGCGGUCCAGCGCCAGGCCGAAGCCCCCACCUUCCCGGACAAGGACCGGGUCUCGAGACCCAGGUUCGAAUCCCGGCUCCUGAAGGAUGUCCCUAACGCUAGAGAGGUUUGGCCUGUGGAGGUGGAGUCAGACGUCCGGCCGGCCCACCAUGGCGCGGCGGUUUGCUGCCUUUUCUUGCCCGAGACGUCGUGUGUCCAGGAGCAUCUCGGGGCCCCGCGCCGGCCUCCUCUCCUCGCUCUGCUUUCGCCCACGGUCCAUGCCAAGGCCCGCCUCCCGCCGCCCGCCGCCCGGCCCGCGCAGCGGCUCCCAAGAGGAAGCGGGGCCUGGGGAGGCCGGAAGGGCGAGAGCCGAGGGGGGGCGCUCCUGCCCCGUUCCAGGGCGCCGGCUCUCCGCCCAGCCCGGGGAGGCCCCAACCGCCCUGGCACGCCCCAGCAGGCCCAGCCACACUCGCUGAGCUCCCUGACCCCCACAGCCCCCAAGCCUCGGAGCCCAGCGGGGGCCUAG
Molecule: messenger RNA, 1878 nt
Organism: Monodelphis domestica (gray short-tailed opossum)
Lineage: Eukaryota; Metazoa; Chordata; Mammalia; Didelphimorphia; Didelphidae
Source: RefSeq, a predicted model, not a curated record